ACCCAACUAAAGCUCGAACCGUCGUCUCCAUUAUUCCCCUGAUCAAAUUCAUCAUAGAAAAGCCCUAGAAACCGAAAACCAGAGAGGGGUCAGAGAAAUUCAAACCUGAAAAUUGUAUCAACAGAAAUUGUGAAAACUCCGGUGGUAUAGAUACAAUCACUCUCUCUCUCUCUCUGUGAUUAUAUAUACAUAUAUAUAUAUAUAUGUAUGUAUUUGUAUCGGUAUUAUUAUAUGAGGAAUUGAAGAAGAAGUGUAAAGAUGAGUAUAGUGCCGAAGGAGACAAUAGAAGUAAUUGCUCAGAGCAUAGGCAUUAACAAUUUAGACCCCGAUCUCUUGCCCGCUCUCGCCUCUGAUGUCGAGUACCGUGUUCGCGAGAUCAUGCAGGAAGCUAUCAAAUGCAUGAGGCAUUCGAAGCGAACCACUUUGACUGCCGACGAUGUGGAUAGUGCAUUUAACUUACGAAAUGUGGAGCCAAUCUAUGGUUUUGCGUCUGGAGAUCCUUUGAGGUUCAAAAGAGCUACGGGGCAUAAAGAUUUAUUUUAUGUUGAUGACAAGGGUUUGGAGUUUAAAGAUGUGAUUGAAGCGCCUUUACCAAAGGCACCCUUAGAUACGGCUGUUGUUGCUCACUGGUUGGCUAUUGAUGGAGUACAACCCGCUAUUCCAGAAAAUGCUCCAAUUGAAGCACUUGCAGUGCCUUCUGAUAUCAAGAAGUCUGAAUACAAAGAAGAUGGGAUUUCUGUGGACAUUAAAUUACCAGUUAAGCAUGUACUGUCUCGGGAGCUUCAGCUUUACUUUGAGAAAAUCACAGAACUUACUGUGACUAGAUCUAACUCCAUUCUGUUUAAAGAAGCAUUAGUGAGCUUGGCAACUGACUCAGGGCUCCAUCCUUUAGUUCCCUAUUUUACAUAUUUUGUUGCUGAUGAGGUUUCUCAGAAUUUGAGUAAUUAUCAUCUCCUUUUUGCUUUGAUGCGAAUUGUCUGGAGCCUUCUUCGAAAUCCACACUUGCACAUUGAACCAUAUUUGCAUCAAUUGAUGCCAUCUGUAAUAACCUGCCUUGUUGCGAAAAGGUUGGGAAAUAAAAUUUCUGACAAUCACUGGGAACUUAGAAACGUUGCGGCUAACCUGGUUGCUUCAGUAUGCAAGAGAUAUGGCCAUGUUUACCACAAUCUCCAGCCACGCUUGACAAGGACUUUGCUCCAUGCUUUCUUGGACCCAACAAAGGCAUUGCCUCAACAUUAUGGUGCAGUUCAGGGGCUAGCCGCCCUUGGACCCAGUGUGGUUCGUCUGCUUGUGCUUCCGAAUCUUGAGCCUUAUUUGCAACUUCUUGAGCCAGAAAUGCAACUUGAAAAGCAAAAGAAUGGGAUGAAGAGGCAUGAAGCUUGGCGUGUGUAUGGGGCAUUAAUGCGUGCUGCUGGUAUGUGUAUGUAUGAACGGCUCAAGAUGCUUCCCAGUCUGCUCUCUCCGCCUACACGUGCCUUCUGGAAGAGCAAUGGAAAAGUCAUGACUUCAAGGCCAAGUAUGAUUUCUGUUUGCUUGUUUCCUUCUGUUAUACACAAUUGCUAGAAGCUGUCCAUUAACAUUUACAUUGCUAUACUGCCACAUUACUGUAUCUUCUAGUUCUGAGAUCCAUCUUGGAAGCUAAUAUCAAGGAACGUAUUAUGGGAUGCGAGUGUCAUUUGCAUGUGUGAGCUUGUGCUUUUAAGUUUUCAUAAGACUAAUCACUUUUGAACUCUCUUGAUUAUCUCAGGCCAAUGUAUGUAAAAUUUUCAAGUUACUUGGUGGGGGAAUGAUUAUCCUUGAUGUCUGUUUGCGUUUGUAGAUUUUCUUGCAUCAGCAUGAUGUCUAGUAGUAUUUUGAUUUUCACAAUUUGGAUUGUCAACGCACUCUCAUCCUUCUGCUCCUUUUCAAAUGUAUCAAGAUAAGCGUAAAGCAAGCAUGGACAACAUGAUGCAGCAGCCACCGCUCAAGAAACUAGCAACUGAUGGUUCCAGGGGUGCAAUGCCAUCAAACCCAUUGCCAGCAGAAAUGCAAGGAUCAACUGGUGGAUAUGGCACAAAUCUGGGGGGUGCUACUGUGGGUUUAUCAUCAAUGCCACGGCCAUUAUUGACUGAGAAUUUGUCAGGAAGCAGUGGCAGAAUGGAGAUGGUUGGUAGCCAAGCUCUUAAGAUGUCAGGUGUCUUGGCUCAGUCAUGGAAGGAUGACAUUAAUGCCGGGCAUAUGUUGCCAGCGCUAUGUGAAUAUUUUGGUGAAAGCAUGUUCUGCUUUGUACCUGCACCUGAGUUAUCAUUCUUCCUAUGAGUAUUGGGAGAAGUUAAUUGCUUCAGCUCAGGCUCGGAAGGAGGUGAUGGAUGCCACCUAUUUGCUGUUAUUACAAAUGGGAACUACAUCACAUUUAUUCUUCGAAAUACUAGUGUAAAUUAACAAGAUGCCAUAUGCAUAUACAUAUAAAUUAUCCGUAAUUGUUUGUACAAUCUUGUUUAAACAUUCAUAUAUGCUUUCAUAUUCCAAGUAUCACC
Messenger RNA from Ilex paraguariensis (yerba mate), 2516 nucleotides. The record is from the annotation of a GenBank genome assembly. NCBI's taxonomy places the organism in Eukaryota, Viridiplantae, Streptophyta, Magnoliopsida, Aquifoliales, Aquifoliaceae.